Perognathus longimembris pacificus (Pacific pocket mouse) is the source of this 624-nucleotide messenger RNA. RefSeq names its product bolA family member 3 (gene Bola3). The coding region runs from base 108 to 440 and encodes 110 amino acids. Lineage: Eukaryota; Metazoa; Chordata; Mammalia; Rodentia; Heteromyidae. The record is from RefSeq and is a predicted model, not a curated record. The transcript is spliced from 4 exons.
CCAAGCAGCAGAGGGCGACCUUGUCGGCAACAGCGGCUUUCUGUCCUGGGCUCCACGUCUUUUCUGACCACACAGUGACCUCGGGCAGCGGGUCGCGUCGGCCGGGCAUGGCGGCAUGGUGCCCGGUCGUGUUAGUGCCUCUGCUCCGCGGGAGCCGCGGGCUUCCUCUUCUCCACUGUGUCCAUCGGAUGUUUGCUUCCCAGACUGAGGGAGAGCUCAAAGUGACCCAGAUUCUCAAAGAAAAGUUUCCUCGAGCCACAGCUAUCAAAGUCACUGACAUUUCAGGAGGCUGUGGGGCCAUGUAUGAAAUUAAAAUCGAAUCCGAAGAAUUUAAGGAGAAGAGGACUGUCCAGCAACACCAGAUGGUUAAUCAGGCACUUAAAGAAGAAAUCAAAGGGAUGCACGGCUUGCGGAUCUUUACCUCCAUCCCCAAAUGCUGACCACGCCCUGGCUGCAGAGAUGCCACUGCCUGGAGCCCCAUGCAUGUCACUGGCAGCAUUCUUUCUGAGGCAUUUGCCAAAAAAAUUAUCUGCAUUUGUUCAUAGACAUUUCUGUAUUAUAAUUAUAGAAAAGAAGCAUUAUCUAUUUAGAUGUUAAUUAAAAGCUAGAGCCACUGUAACACUG